Messenger RNA from Symbiodinium sp. CCMP2456, 1319 nucleotides. The record is from the annotation of a GenBank genome assembly. NCBI's taxonomy places the organism in Eukaryota, Dinophyceae, Suessiales, Symbiodiniaceae.
AUGGGUCUCGGGGUCGAAGUACUGGUGCAGGUGCGUGAGGCUCCCCAACGGAGAGGUGACCUCGGUGCCCCGGGCCGGGAUGGAUCCAUUCCUGACCUCGACCAGCACAGCCUGGUACAAACACGCACCCUCACUGCCAUGAUGGGCCAACAGAGUCGCACUCGUGCGGCCUUACAAGGGCUAAACUACAGGCUCAGCAACAUGGGCGGUGGGUGCACGACCAAGAGAGCACGGGAGCUGCUGCGGAGAUUGGUGGCCCAGUACCACAUCGGAUCCGAGACGAGAUCUAGGGUACACGAGAUGGUCCUUGAUGCUGAGGCGACACUAGCUGGUCAUGUUGACGAUUCGCUGCUGGAAGAUGAGUGCACCGAUGAAGAUCGAAACUUCAUCGACGGGUGGUGGGCAGACCUCAAUGCCGCCCUCAACCAUGACGUUAACUCCCGCGAGGUGACGGCCUUCAGAUGUAUGGGGGCACGAGAGACUCAAGAGAUCGAACACGACAUGGAGGAGUCUCUGAUGCAGGAGCUGGCAAGAGAAGAAUGGGAGGAACACGAAGCGGCGCGAGCCCAGCAGAGCCUUGCGACUACGGAUGACAUCCCGGCUGCCCAAUACAGGUCCUGGGAGGACUGGGCAAUGUUCGAUGAAAUGAACAAGCCGAUGCCGACCAAGAGGCGACGUCGCACAGUGGACAUGACCGUCGAGAGUGGGAGCCAGGGGGCCUCUUCGUCUACAUCGCAAGCGACGGCAUCGUGCACACUGGAUUGGGAGGAGGGAGAAGAAAUCAGGAUCAGCCUCCGAGUCAGACCACAGCUGGCACGAGCUGAAACUGGGGCCACCGGUGCGUCUCCGGCAGGGGGGGCAUUGAAGCCUCAGGAAGCUGACAGCGAUGCGUCCACGCUUCUUCUACCAGAGCAAGCGCAACGAAACGACAGACCAGCCGAAACGGGUGGUGUGGCCGACUUCUCUGCAACCAAUGAUGCUGAACCGGAGCCGGCAAGGGCGGGGGCGGGAGGCUUCGGGGCGGACAGUGAGGCUUCCACCCUCAUCCUGCUGGGUCAUGGGCUGGAUGGGAUCGGUGAAGGGCCUGCUGAGCAAGCGGUGGACGACACACGGGUGCCCCAAGAGGUGAACAUGGGACCUGGAGCCCCGGCUCAGGUUGACGCCUACGCGGAGCAGCUGAGGCUGGAAUUUGCAGCGCAGGAAGAGGAGGACGAGGCGGAAAGUCGAGCUCGCCAGAAGACGGCAUGGGAAGCUAUGCUAGUGCAGAAUGCCGAGCGGAUCUUCUUCGAAACGGUCGACCAGGAUGUGCAACGGCUAAC